AGUAGGGGUGGGGCCGCGGGAGCGGGUCACAGCUGUGCGUGUUGGUCGUGGGAGGAGGCGGCGCCCGGCUCUUACAACGAUGGCUGGGCUGCAGGCUUUGGUGCAGCGGGUGCUGCGCGCACUGGUGUGGCGGGCACUACACGCACUGUUCUGCCCGCACCGUACGCUCAUGUCGGCGCUGCGCGUGCACCCGGGCACUUGGAGCUGGCUCUGGCGGCUCCCCAAGCCUCUGGCGAACCGUGGGAAUCCUCGUAGCAGUCCCUGCCCGCACCCGCACCUGCACCCUCACUUGCACCGCCUCCCACACAGGGACCCUGCGCUGGCAGCCAUACGCCCUGGGCUGCGCUGGCGCGCCGAUGGCCGGACCCUGCACAAGCUGCCGGUGCACUUGACUCUGCUGAUCACGGAGCUGGAGCACAACUUCUCGGACGUGGCGAGCAUCGUGGUGUGGUGCGUGGCCGCGGGGAUCUCCUACGUUAGCGUCUACGACCACCAAGGUACUUUCAAGAGAAAUCAUUCCAGACUGAUGGAGGAAAUUUUAAAACGACGACAGGAACUUUCGGGCUUAGAUUGUUCCAGAUACUCAGCAGAGUUGGAAGAGAGUAUUGACAAAGACGGUCUAGUUUUAAAUUGCUGGCCGCCAGUGCAGGUGCUGUCCCCAGAAGACGGAAAAGCAGACGUAGUGAGAGCCGCUCAGGACUUCUGCCAGUUGGUGGCGCUGCAGCAACGGAGAGCCACAGAUCUGAACGUGGACGUGUUUGACGGCUUGCUUCGUUCCCAGGGCUUCCCGGAUCCGGAUUUAGUAUUGAAGUUUGGUUCUGUGGACAGCACACUAGGCUUUCUCCCUUGGCAAAUCAGACUGACUGAAAUCAUCUCCUUGCCAUCUCACCUCAACCUCAGUUACGAGGACUUCUUCUCUGCCCUUUGUCUGUACGCGGCCAGCGAACCGCGUCUGGGAAAGUAGUGGUCCCCGUUUGCACGAUUCGAUUCAGGCUUUUGAAAGGAAAGGACCCCAGUGAUGUUUACAUCACUCUGAUGUUCACAAAGUACUUAUAAGACCCUGUGCACAUCUAGUUCAUAACCUCAUAAUUUAUCAGCAGACAUAGUGUCUUACUUGAGAGUGCACGUGUGUGUUUGGAAAGAAACAGAGAGGCAGCCGGGAAUGCAGCAAUAGGUGGGAGCCAUCGGAUUUAAAGGCCUCAGCUGUACAACUUCCCCGGUUUUGUGAAUUACAGGGGUGAUUAGAGCUGGCCGUUUGGAGUGGGGUGAGGGUAAUUUUUGUUCAGCUUAUCCUAGUGACCAAACAUUUAUUUUUAAGACUAAUAUAUUGACUUAUUAAAUGGGAGUAUUCUCAUUUUGAGGGCGAUUCAGAGGAGCAGGAUCCCGUAUUCACACUCAGGUUCAAAACAACUCUCUCUCCUCAGGUUUCUGGCUGCUUCCAUUGCUUUGUUCUAGGAAGCGAUGACGUUUGAGUACUGCUUUGGUGCCUGUGUUCUGGAUUGUGAAGAUCACUGGGAAAAAUAAAAUCGUUCAGUACUGAAUAAAGUGCAGAAAAUAAAAAUUUUAAAUGUUGAAUUAGGCAGUCAAAAACUAGAUUAAUAAUCGUCUCAGAGGUGGAAAAUUCCCUAAAAAGGCAGUUUUUGAUACCUUAGCUGGUAUGCAUAGCAUGCGACAAAGGACCCGAAAAACAUUUCCAUUAGCUUUUGAUUAAAAUGAGCACUUGAGAGAAGCUACCAGGCAGCUCGUUUCCUCCGAAGUAGCCCGUUCCCCUUCCUGAGUAACACCUGGGGUUCCCUCCGCCCCUCAGUAAAUCUCAGGAACAGUCUUGCAUAGAUGUUUAAGUAGGAUGGAGCCUUUGCCAUCAAAGUCCAGGAAGACAAUUUAGCUUGAUUAUUUAUGUUCUCUAGUGUCCCGGAGAACAGGCUCUGUUACUUUAAGAAUAAGUCCGUUCUUGACAGCGACUUAAUGUUUUUCCCCAUACUGCUCCAGUUCUGAUGGCAGCCACUCUUUAUAUGUGAUGGACAGUUUUCCAAAAGCUCUUCCCAGCAAGAGUCAUGCUCACCUAGAGUGGAGUCCUUUAAAUACCGGGCCCCAGAAAUCGGAAAAACAGCCAAGAAAAAAAACUGUGUUUGAAAAGUAUGGUCUAGAAUAGCUUCUCAGAUUUGGAGGGGAAGAAUAUGUUUUAGCUUGGGAUUACAAAUGCCAAUUAUGAUGUUAAAAAUAUACUUACAAUAAAAAUGAUUAAAAUGAAUUUUGGCCCAGUAAUAUUACUUCGCACUUAAGUGGUUUUUUUAUACAAAUUCUUUUUUUAAAGGUCUUAAUUAUUGCCAAAAUUUGUGUGAAGCUACAGCAUAUGUAAACAUUAUUAGAAAAUCUCCCAUUUCUGGUGUCCCUUGCAGUGAUCCAUGUUCCAUUGGUUUUUAUUCCCCCUAGGGGGACUAACUUUAAAAAACUUAAUGUCUUUCAUUAACAUGAUAUACAUGUUCUUAACAGAUCUUCGGGGGUUUAGUCAGUUUUAGUGAAUUAAACUUAGCUUAAUUGAAGUAAAGGGAUUUAAGAUUGGUUAGCUGGUUGUGGUCGUGCACACCUUUAAUCCCAGCACUCAGUGGGCAUCUCUGUGAGUUUGAGGCCAACCUGGUCUACUAGUGAGUUCCAGGAUAGCUAGGACUAAACCAAGAAACCGUGUUUCAAACAAACAAACAAACAAAAACCAAGCAACAAACAAACAAAAGCCAAAGGCAACAAUAAAAAACACUCAGAAAAACAAGCCCAUUGGGAUAGAAUCAAAAUCCCAAGUCUGUUGUAGUCUGAAAAAGAAUUGCUUAAGCAAGUAACUAGGGUGUGGAUUUAAGUGUGAACAUUCCAGAACCUUCUUAUAUGAUUGCUAAUUCAAUCUAGACAGCUUGAAGUGUCAGAAUCAUCUCAAGCUGGGCACCACCAAAAGCCCCUUUGAGCUUCCGAAGAGAUGCUGUAUUUGUGUGUAUGAAAGGGUGUUUUGUUUAAAUUGUUUCUUCUUGACAUUCUCCACAAUUGAAAAACUGCCAAGCUGAACCAGUUUGCAGAUGGGAGCUUGGAGGGUCUGAAGGCCAUUCUGAAGCUGGAUUGUGGCUUGCUUCUUCAAGCUGACUGGUUACUGCGUGAAGACAAAAAGCUGAUUUAGACGUGAGUAGCAGAUUCCGGUACAUUAUGGCUGAGCCUUGGAUGCUUGCUUCUGAUGAGAAAAUGCUGCAAUAUCAACGAACAGUGCCAAAUAAAUUAUGCAUUUCUACGAUGCACUCUUUGAAUGCAUGCUAAUUAGCUCCUCCCAUCUGUGAAGUGGUUCCCGUCUUAGAAUCGGUGAAGCUUUUGUGAUAUGUUUGGA
Alexandromys fortis (reed vole) is the source of this 3361-nucleotide messenger RNA. Its product is annotated as dehydrodolichyl diphosphate synthase complex subunit Nus1-like. Gene Ontology annotation, molecular function: ditrans,polycis-polyprenyl diphosphate synthase [(2E,6E)-farnesyl diphosphate specific] activity. Lineage: Eukaryota; Metazoa; Chordata; Mammalia; Rodentia; Cricetidae. The transcript has a single exon. Bases 80 to 964 code for a protein of 294 amino acids. The record is from RefSeq and is a predicted model, not a curated record. Gene Ontology annotation, cellular component: dehydrodolichyl diphosphate synthase complex; endoplasmic reticulum membrane.